CAGUCAGACUUUCACUCAUCAGACGUCAGAAAGCUGUGAUUUUCUUGUUCUGUGACACCAGCAAAGGGCUCCCAUGUGACCGAGAUCAGUCAUGGAGGAACAAAGGCGAAUCGAUCUGACCUACAUCACUGAACGCAUCAUCACCAUCUUCUGCCCCCCUGAAUGUCCAGAGGAGAUCUACCUGCAGAACCUGCAGGAGAUCCUCCUCAUGCUGCAGUCCAAGCAUGGACACCACUACAUGCUCAUCAAUCUCUCACAGAAAAAUGAAACUCUCACCCAAAGGAAUCACAAGAUUUUAGACACAGGCUGGGUGGAUCACCUCGCUCCUGACCUGGAUCAGAUGUUCAGUGUUUGCUCAACGAUGAAGACCUGGCUACAAACACAUCCCAAACACGUCCUGGUGUUACACUGCAGGGGAGGUAAAGGCCGGCUUGGAGUUCUAGUGGCUUCCUACAUCCACUUCAGCAACAUCUCAGCCAGUGCAGACCUUUCUCUAGACCACUUCGCGAUGAGGAGGUUCUACAACGACAAACUGUCCGCUCUGAUGAGCCCCUCGCAGAAACGGUAUGUGUGGAUGCUUGGGAGCACAUUAAAGGGAGCACUGAGGAUGUGUCCCUCUCCGACUUUCCUCCUGUGUGUUGUUCUUCGCGGUCUGCCCAAAAUAAAACCAGAUGGAGCAUGCUGUCUCUUCCUGAGAGUGUACCAGAGUCUACAAGCUGUUUGCACAUCAGCAGUCUAUCAUGUUAAUGCAGCCCAGACAGACCGGCUCUACUUUGUGCUCCAGCCAGCCCAGCUGCUCAAAGGGGAUAUCAUGGUGGUUUGUUAUGAUAAAAACAGCCACUCAGCCAGCAGGCAGGUCGUGUUCCGUCUCCAGUUUCAUACGGGCCUUGUGCACGGACACAACCUCACUUUCAGUAAGGCGGACCUCGACUGUGCCAGUGAAGAUCCCCGGUUCCCAGAAGAUGGAAAAGUAGAGCUGUUACUUUUUGACAGCCCUGAAAAGAUUACAGGCAGAGAGCUGUGGCACAACGGACACUGUGUGACGGUGGACUAUGACACCUUGGACCCUUUGGUCAGACGAGAUUCAUAUCAAAACACGUCUUCUCUUGAAACAGCCGCACCUCAUGUCCUGGACCCUGGAGUGAAGAAGAGUAUAGAGGAAGGUGCUUCGUUCCACCUGAUAGCCAACAACCCCAGCUGGAACGACCGUGCUCCAUCUGCCAGCAGCGACUCAGGCCUCUCUGUAGCCUCACAGGGGUGGGCCGCAGUUGGACAGAGGAGAGGGGCUGCACGGGAGAAGGGCACCCAGGCGGUGAGGCUGUUCCCUGGGGUGGACUUUGAAAUUGCUCAGCCUCUUCUGGAGGUCAUGACAGAGCUUGCUGCUUCAGGUCGAGGGGAGAUGACCGGAGAUGAUUCUGGAAUGGAACACACUAUCAAUGGAGGGGCUUCAUCCAGCGAGAGGGAAACGGAUAUAUUAGAUGAUGAGGACGAAGUUGACGGUGAGGCAGCUCCUGCUUCAGAUGUGCCGAGCUCAAGCAGCAUCUGCUCCCUCUCCUCGGAGAACCUGCCAGAGUCUGAGACAUCAGCCCACACAGAGUACUCCACACACUCCUGGGUUCGGCAGCAGCAGAUGGUUGACGUUGUCCCCGAUACUUACCUUCAAGUUGAUGGGGGCGAGAGGUUAAACAGGUUGAGGAAAGAGAGGCCUCCACCUUUAGUAGUUCCUAGAACACCACCUCGAGGACUUAGCAGCAGGGAAGCAGUACAGAAAGGACUGGACGAGGACGGCACACAUAACAUCCAAGACGUUACACACAACAUACAGUCGGUCAACACCACACAGGGUUCGUCUUGCCAAGAAGAGGAUUUGUCUUCAUUAACCACGGACAUUGAUGAGUCCAUAGAACAGCUGAACCAGCUGAUUUUGGAUUUGGACCCCACUUUUGUUCCUGUUCCUACCAGCUGUGCCCCCCUGUCCCGAUCAGCCUCCCUCCACACCAACGGCCUCAGCCACAAGGGAAAUACCAAUAUGUCAGGGUGGAAGCAGCAGAUGCAGGUCAGUGAUGUGACGGACUACGCUGGUCUCCAGAGCCCAGGAUGGAGGGGUGGUCAGAGCUUCAGAGGAUCCCCAGCCUACUACAGUCCCCCUUUCUCACCAUCUCAGCAUGGGCAUCUCAACAAAACCAACAGCAUGGACUAUCGGGGACAUACAGACAGCUCUGACAUUGUCUCACCUACUCCGGGCUUCCCAGUGUCUCCUCCGACACCCUAUGUGAAACAUUUCUCAGAGGUUUCCCAACUCAGGACUGGCGACCAGUGGGACCAACACAGCUGGACACAAGAUUCCCGGAGUUUCCUGGACAGCAUGAGCCACGCUGGCGGCUCCACAGAGGGAGAACUGUUCAGAUCAGAGGUGUCGGUCACUCCUGGUUCUUGUCAGAGGAUAUUUGGCUCCCUGUGUUCCAUGUCAUCAGACAGCCCCCUCCCUCACACAGACAGCUCCACCCCUCCUCCUGUUUGGCACGACCAGACUCCAAACUCCCUGAACUCACCGUACCCCCCACAGCCCUCACCCCCUCUCUCCCUCAUCACUCCUAACGCCCACAGCUCUCCCCGGGGGGGUCUGAGAGGCCUGGGUGGAGGUCCGGGAGCCCGCAAGGAGACGGACAGCAUGGACUUGUCCUCGUUGUUGUUGGGGAACGGCGGCCUGGAACACAGCCUGCUGGAGGCCAUGGAGGGCCUUGGGAGUCUGAACUUCGGGGGAGAUGGGGGCCUCCCUCCGCUGCUGCCUGAGAAGAGGAGAAUGGGUGAGGGGGGAGAGCUUGGCUCCUGCUCCCCCUCUCUGAGCGGGUUUUCCAGCCCUUAUAGUGGCAGCAGUCUCAGCAUCCCUUUCUCAUCUUCCAUGACCCCCGACCCCCUCCAAGGACUCGGUGGGGCCCCGUCCCCAGGAGCAGACUUUGGCAGUAAGCAGGACACUGUGAAGUUUGUUCAGGACACUUCCAAGUUCUGGUACAAGCCCGGCAUCUCCAGAGACCAAGCCAUCGCAGUGCUGAAGGACAAAGAGCCGGGCUCGUUCAUUGUCAGAGACAGCCAUUCGUUUCGCGGGGCGUACGGAUUGGCCAUGAAGGUGGCCACGCCUCCUCCAUCUGUGUUGCAACAGAGUAAGAAAGCAGGGGACAUGUCCAAUGAGUUGGUGAGACACUUCCUGAUAGAGUGCACGCAGAAAGGAGUUCGUCUCAAGGGCUGCCCCAACGAGCCGUACUUCGGAAGUCUCACAGCUCUGGUGUGUCAGCACUCCAUCACACCACUGGCACUGCCAUGUAAACUCAUCCUGCCUGACAGAGACCCUGUGGAGGACCUGACUGACUCACCUGCACAGACAGCGACAAACUCAGCAGCUGAGCUCCUCAAGCAGGGAGCAGCGUGUAACGUGUGGUACCUGGGCUCCGUGGAGCUGGAGUCUCUGACGGGACAUCAGGCGGUUCAGAAGGCAGCCAUGAUGACGCUCUCCAUGGACCCCCCUCCUCCUUCCACCGUCGUCCACUUCAAAGUGUCGGCCCAGGGAAUCACGCUCACUGACAACCAGAGGAAGUUGUUCUUCAGGAGACACUACGCUGUCAACACUGUCAUCUUCUGUUCUCUGGACCCGCAGGGCAGGAAAUGGACAAGAGGCAGCAGUUCUACUGCAAAGAUCUUUGGCUUUGUUGCCAGGAAAGCUCAGAGUGAGACAGAAAAUGUGUGCCAUCUGUUUGCUGAACAUGACCCCGAGCAGCCGGCCAGCGCUAUUGUCAACUUUGUCUCAAAAGUCAUGAUUGGCUCACAUAAGAAGUGAGGAGAAAGAUGAGCCUGGACUUGGAACAUCAAACCCCAAAAUAUUGUACAUAUGAGCUUGGAUAUUGAAAAAUGAAAAUCCCAAAACUAUGAACCCACACGCUCCAUUUGGUCCAUCCUGCAGAAUACACGUGCAUUUUGUUCUGACUGCACCGCAGGAUGCCGCCACCAGAGGGAGCAGAAGCCGUUUAAAAACUGAAAAUCUUCAGAAGGAGCUGUAACUACUAACUUGAUGCAUCAUUGGACCUUUUUAUUACUUUUGUAUGAAUUCUUUCCCAGGGGAUCUAAUAUAAAAUUCGGAUCCUGACCACUUUAUCUGACCUGUAUCUUCAAAUGUACCAUAUAACACUGACAAAUGCAACAUUUUCUUGUUAAUAACCCUGGAGAAUAUCUGAUAUUCUUCACAAUAACACAUAUUUUAAUCAAGGGUAUGAUUCUAAAAGCGUUUGUUUUUGGUAAAAAUGUGUAUAUCGGGUUUAAUGUCACUUUUGUGUAAACCACCUGUCCAUUUUAAUUUGAUAAAACAAAACCAAUUAUUCUCUCACAUGACAAAGUUGGUCGCCUUGUACUUAAGAUGGAUUUUUUGAGUUGUGUUUAUAGUAUUUAUCGCUUUUUACUGAUUUGUGAACGUCUUUCUUUUUCCUAAAUAUACUUGUCAUAUAUUUUUGUAUAUUAACAGACUGUAAAAUAGGGUUUAAGGCAGUAAACCUCAGAAUUGAUCUCACAUAUUGGUGUUGUAUUUUACAUACCAGAGAGUUACUUCGCAAACUGCCUGUGUAUGUAUACUUGUUGUAUUAUUAAAAUAGAUGUCAAAAUGUUCCCUUCACAGUAA
Eleginops maclovinus (Patagonian blennie) is the source of this 4663-nucleotide messenger RNA. It is a transcript of the gene tns3.2, whose product is annotated as tensin 3, tandem duplicate 2. Bases 92 to 3832 code for a protein of 1246 amino acids. The transcript has 27 exons. Gene Ontology annotation, biological process: protein dephosphorylation. Gene Ontology annotation, cellular component: focal adhesion. The record is from RefSeq and is a predicted model, not a curated record. Gene Ontology annotation, molecular function: protein tyrosine phosphatase activity; protein binding. Lineage: Eukaryota; Metazoa; Chordata; Actinopteri; Perciformes; Eleginopidae.